Messenger RNA from Pezoporus occidentalis (night parrot), 6728 nucleotides. It is a transcript of the gene ZNF638, whose product is annotated as zinc finger protein 638. Gene Ontology annotation, biological process: RNA splicing; regulation of RNA splicing. Gene Ontology annotation, cellular component: nucleus. Gene Ontology annotation, molecular function: mRNA binding; zinc ion binding. Bases 1 to 6678 code for a protein of 2225 amino acids. The record is from RefSeq and is a predicted model, not a curated record. The transcript is spliced from 27 exons. Lineage: Eukaryota; Metazoa; Chordata; Aves; Psittaciformes; Psittacidae.
AUGGUCAGCUGCUCUGAUCUCAACCCAUGGGAUUUACAUCCCUUCCAUUCUCCUCCCCGUUCCGCUGGGAGUGGGGGGGAAAGGGAGGCAGUGAGCGAUUGGCUGCCGGUGCCGAGUUCCCGGUUGGGGUUCAACCACAGCAGUGUCCUACAGGAACAUCCCCAGGACUGUGCUAUUUACCCACUUUGUCUCAUUCUGCCUCUAUUCGUACGUUCUCUUACUGCUUUACAGGCUGGAGUUCUCGGUGGUGUCAGCCGAAAUCAGAGGUUCCAGUUCCCGUUCCCAUUGUGCUUUUUAUGCUCCUUUGUGUUGUUCUUGGAAAGUUUCGCACCACUUGUGAAUUCCUUGAACCUUGGCAUUGGGAGCCCACUUGUGUUGGGCCCUCCUCCUUUACAGCUUGCUCACAUUAAGACCCACUUGGCUCUUCAGCAAUUGACCUCAGUUGCUCCCAACCCUUCGGCACCUCCUUAUGCUUGGUUAAACCAGGCAGUUCCGAAAAGCACCAUGUUUAGCCCCAGAGGAACUUUACCUCAGAGGCCGAGAGGACCUAAUCCAUCUGGGAAAAAGCCUCCGGGAUCCCUCCGGGGAGGAGGUGCCGCAGGUCACCCCCGGAAGCCCGCUCCUGGAGCGCCGCAAGGGACGGGAACGCCGCCGAGAUUCUCGGGACAGGAAACGCUUCAGUGGACGGGAUCGCAGAGGAUCAACGUCCGGGUAACCCUGCACAGGGCUGAUCCGAGGAAGGUGAAGGAGAAGACAAACCUGCACCAGGAGCAGAAGGCAGAGCCCCGCACAAGCCGCUGGGAGAACCCCGCCUGCUCAGCCAGGAGAACGGGACAGAAGGCACCGGCCGCCGCACAGGUCUCGGAGCACAAUUCCAAUGCCCAAACCCGCUACACACCCGAGAGCGCCUCCAGCAUCCUGGCGAGUUUCGGGCUCUCUAAUGAAGACCUGGAGGAGCUCAGCCGCUAUCCCGACGAUCAGUUAACUCCCGAGAACAUGCCACGGAUCCUGAGGGAAAUCCGGGUUCGUAAGAUGAGUCCCUCCAUGCCCGGGUUGCGCGCGCAGAGCCGAGGGGAAGACGCGGUUGGUGUCAAGAGUAAAGUGAUUGAUUAUGGCCAUGCCAGUAAAUACGGUUACAUCGAGGAUCCUCUCGAUGUGCGUGCGUUCAAUCCCGAAGUGCUCCCUGAAGAUCCCCUGGAAGCACGUGUCUAUAAUCCCGAAGCAUCGAGCGGAGAGAACCGGGAAGACUUCCCCCGAGAGCAGAACAUGCCGCAGAGCGCGCCCAUGGGCAUCCCGCCGGCCAACGUGAUGUGUAACCAGGUGUUCCCGGUUGAAGAUUUAAUAAAGCUGACGGGAUUCCAGAACGAGCCCUCAAAUCCUCGCUCCUUUUUUCCAGCUGAGACCGCGGGAAAGGUGCCCGGGUUGUGCCCGCCACCCGCCGGGCUCCCCGUGGUGAAACCUGUAUCCCAGCCUGCCAUCCCGCCGGUCAUGCCGCCCAUGAUGCCACCUCUGAUGCCGCCCAUGGCUCAGCCCAUGAUGCAGCCGGUGAUGCCUCCCAUGGUGCAGCAGACCAUCCCGCAGCACGUGAUGCCACCCAUGACCCAGCCACCCUUCUCUCCUGAGCUCCUCGCAGCCAUCAGCCGGCAUGAAAGAACCCAGCACGACCCCGGGACAAGCUCAUCCAGUGCCCAGAGCAGCUCAGGAGUGGGACAAAAGCCUUUCCAGGCACAGCUCGAGGGGCCUAUUAAGUCUCCUUUUGGGAUUGUGAAGGCUUCGUGGCUCCCGGUGUUCCCGCAGUCUGAUUCCCAGAAGAUAAAAAGGUUGCCCACUCCAUCAAUGAUGAAUGACUACUAUGCCACAUCUCCGAGAAUAUUCCCACAUAUGUGUUCUCUGUGUAACGUUGAAUGCACUCAUAUGAAGGACUGGAUUCUCCAUCAGAACACCCCUUCUCACAUCGAGAGCUGCCGCCAGUUACGUCAACAAUACCCUGACUGGAACCCCGAGUCUCACUCUUCAAAGAGGAAUGCUGGUGACAGGAAAGAGAACCAGACGCCCAAGCGCCGCUCCAGCUCCUCCAGCCCCAGCCCCAGGCGCUCGCGGGCCUCCGGCUCCAGCUAUGUUCCACGCCGAUCCCGAUCCCGGAGCUCCGGACGCUUCAGGUCAAGGCCCAGAAGCCGGAGCCCGCGGCAGAUGCGGCGCCUCAGCCCCAGGCACAGAUCCAGGUCCCCACAGCGCUCGAGAAACCCCCUGAGAACCAGCUCACGGCCCCAGAGAUCUUCCAGCUAUGACUGGUCAUCGAGGAGGUCAAGCCGGUACCAGGACAGAAAGGCAGCCCUGGAGGCGGUCAUGAAAACUCUGGGGCCUGGCUUUGUAGCAGCAUUCAAUAAACAUAAAUCACUUCAAGCUGCUGGACAAGGAUCUUCAGGAUCAGGAAAGUCCUCAAGCUCUCAAGGACUCCUGGGGAAGGUGCCUGGAAGCCUGAAGAAGCUCCUGAAAGCAAGUGUUUCUUCAAAGGCCUCCAAAGAUGGAGCUGGGUCAAGCUCUUCACCUGCUGAAGCUGAUGAUUUGCCCCAGAGUGAAGGGAUGGAGGAGGGGGGGGAGGAAGGUUUACCCCCAGGAACCAGUGCACCUCGUCCACCUUCUUACAACAGGCUGCUGAGGGAGGAGCUGCUCACCUGCGGGACCGUGCUGCAGAUCUCGGAUUUACCGGAUGAUGGCUUUUCUGAUCAGGACAUUAAAAAGAUCGUGCAGCCUUUUGGCAAAGUCAGUGACCUCAUUGUGCUUCGCUCCAGGAACGAGGCCUUCCUGGAGAUGAACUACAAAGAGGCUGUGAUCGCGGCGGUGAAAUACGGGGAAACGGUGCCAGUGCUGGUGAAUGGCAAGAGGGUGAAGAUCAGCAUAGCAGAGAAACCCAGAGCUCCUCCCGGGCAGGCCAAAAAGAUUAUAAAGAAACGGGCUCAGAACGUUAAGAAAGCAGCACCAGGCACCAAGAAAGAUCCGAACUCCACCACAAAGAAAUUAAUUGCAGGUAAAAAAGAAAAGGCUAAGAAAUCAGCAUUGACAGGAGAGAGUAAAACCAAGAAAACCUCAAACACUGCAGCCAAAUCUCUAGAGGAAGAUGUCCAGCUCCCAGUGGAAGCUGAAAUGGAAGCUGAGGAGACAAAGCUGUCAGAGCCAAAGACCAUCACAGAAGGGGAUGGAGAUCCAGAGCCUGGGAAGCCAGCAGAGACUCAGGCCAAAGGAGCCACCAGUCCUGUAGCUCUGCUGGACAAACUCUCCCAGAUACCUCAGGUGGCAGCAGUGGACUUGAAUGAGUUAAAUAAAGCUUUAAUUGAUCAAGAAGCCACCGUAACGACAAUAAAGAGUGAAGAACCCACAGACCCAGGAGUCCAGGAAAUGGAUGAUUCUUGUGUGGUCCUCAUUUCAAACCUGCCGGAGAAAGGAUUCUCUGUGGAGGACGUUUCCAACCUCGCAAAGCCUUUCGGGGGACUGAGGGAUGUGCUCAUCCUCUCAUCUCAUAAGAAGGCAUAUCUUGAAAUCAGUAGAAAAUGUGCAGAUUCCAUGGUGAAAUUCUACACCUGCUUUCCCAUGUCUCUGGAUGGAAACCAGCUCUGCAUCACCAUGCUGCCCCAGUAUCAGAGUGUCAAAGAUGAAGAAGCACUAUUCACUGCUCUCAUUAAAGAUUCUGACCCCAAGGUGGAUACUGAAACCGUUCACAGCCAGUUUGUGCAUCUGGGGAACCUGCCGGAUGCUGGCUACAGAGAGCUCGAAGUAGUGUGUGUGGGGCUUCGCUUUGGGAAAGUGGAUCAUUACGUUGUGCUGAAGAACAAGAACAAGGCAAUCCUGCAGCUGGAUAGUCCCAGCUCAGCCAGAUCCAUGUACAACUUCCUGAGGCAGUACCCAUACAGCAUGGGUGAGCACACCCUGACCUGCAUGCUGUCACCCAGGGGAGAGGCUGAGGCUGAAGCUGUGAAGAAAGAAGUGAAGGAGGAGCCGAGCCUGGGCAGCUCUGGCUUGAAAAUAUAUCCAGAGGGAUCAGGAGUGGUGCAAAGAGCAGCUGCUAAUCCUCCAGUAGAGCCCAGUGUGGCAAAGGAAGGAGCCAUUGCCAUCUCUCAUGUCAAAGAAGAGGAGUCAGCAGGACUCGUAGAGCCCUCUGAGUCCCACCUUGAAGGAGCAGGAAGGGACCUUGCUGCGAGACUGAUGGAGGCGCCGGUGGAGAAGGUGGGCACUGGAGUGACUGCAGCAUCCAUCAAACCCGCUGGUACUGAGCCACCCCAAGUGAAGCUGGAGGAGAUGUCACCACCACCACCACCACCACCCAGCGUGGAGGAAGAGGAGGCAGCUCAAGGUGAUACCAAACCGGUGCUGCCUGAACCUGCUGUUGUGUCUGCACCAAAGAAGGAGGUUAAAGAGAAAGGUGAAGAGUUGUCCCCUCCUGCUGCUGAGCCACCAGAAGAACUGUCCCAUGUGGGCAAGGCUGAAGAUGUGCCAUCAGGUUGUGCUGUGACCCCAGCAGGAGGGAAUUCAGGGGCGGCUGUCCCCAAGGUGAUGCCCCCCAGCUCUGGCCUGGCACCAGUGCAGGUGGUGUCAUGUGUUGCUCCUGUAAAGAAACCUGGUUUUCAUGGGUUGAAACUCAAAGUUGGACCGUCUAUAACUGUGGUAGCAGAGAAGAAACCUGGGCUUAAAGCUUGGGCAGCUGCAGAGAAGAAGGUGGCUGGAGCUGGAGCAGGCAGAGAGGUGCGAGCAGAAGAGUCUGCACUCCGAGCUGGAAGAGCUGUGGAGGAGAACCCCAGAAAGCUUUCGGUCAGGGCUGGGGCAGAGACACAGAAGAAACAGGAGCAGCCCAUGGCCAAGGCUGGGGCUGUUACGGUGAAGGUUGCAAGUGCUGCCAGUGAGAAGAAUGAGGGAAGUUUGGUCGAAACCCAUCCAAAUAAAGGGGCAGGAGCAUCAAGAGCUGAUGAAGCCCCCAAAGCUCUUACGUUGAGCUCCCCUGCGUGUGUCAAAGAAUGUUCCUCUGCUGCUAAAACGAUCCUGAGGGCAGUGCUGUCUCUUCCAGACAUAGCCAAGUCAAGGGUUGCAGUGUGGAGAAAUGAGCCUUCGCCAUGUAAAGGAGGGGAGCAGAAAACCCCCUCGAAGCCUGAGCCCCAAAGCCCAAUGGUGGUGAAGAAGAUAACGUCGAAAGAAGGUGAUGCCCCCAAACCUGAUGGCAGCAGACCAAGCCUGGGAGAUGGCAGCAGCACUGAAGCGAGCAGGAGCUCUGUUGUUGAUGGCAAGGGAGGCAAUGGGAGGAAUUCAUCUCAGCAAGAGGAGUCCCAAGUGGAAUCUAGGGCUAGUUCAAAACAGACUCAAGAGGGAGAGAGUAGACCCUCCAGCAUGAAGAAAGACAACAGCAGCACUAAGGUUUCUGGUGAUGGAGAUGCUAACCCCUCGAAAAGUGGCACAGCCAGCAGUGCGAAACCAAAGGAGGAGGAAGAGCUGUUCCCGUUUAACCUGGAUGAGUUUGUUACCGUGGAUGAGGUGGUCGAGGAAGUCGAGCCUCCUGUUAAAGCACGGCGAAAACCAGCGAGGGCGAAGAGAAAAGCAGGAGCUAAAGGCAACUCCGCCGCCGCGCCGAGCUCCAAGAGGAGGAAAGGGAAGAGAUCCAUGGCCCACAUCGCUGAGAGCGAGCUCUCCUUUGUCACCCUGGAUGAGAUUGGGGAGGAAGAGGAGGGCUCAGCCCCACUCAUGGCAGUUGCUACCUUAGAAGCCCUCGGUGACCCUCAGGGCCUGGUUGUAGUGGAUGAAGUGAUGGAGGAGGAGGAGCUCUCGGAGGCAGUGAAGGAUCCGCAGUCGCUUGUUACUUUGGAUGAGAUCUCGGAGCAGGAGGAUCUUGGUUCCCAGAAGGACGCGGCGAGGUUGGAUUUUGAGGAGCAGGAUUUGAAGGCAGAACCCUUGGUCACUGUGGAUGAGAUCGGGGAAGUGGAGGAGCUGCCUCUGAACGAGCCGACGGACCUGAGCCUUGAGGAUGUGCCCAGGGAGGACGAUGAGGUGGCUGCCGAGGACGCCAGGGAUGGCGCUUCCCCUCCGGUGCCUGAUGAUCCCAGCGCGCUGGUGACGGUCGAUGAGAUACAGGAGGACAAUGAGGACAACCCUCUGGUGACUUUGGAUGAAGUGAACGAGGAUGAGGAUGAUUUUCUGGCUGAUUUCAAUCGCCUGAAAGAGGAACUGAACUUCGUCACAGUGGAUGAAGUCGGAGAGGAGGACGAGGAGGAAGAAAACUCUUUCCCAGGGAAAACUCAGGAUGCAGGCAAUGAAGAUGUCGUUGCUGUUGCAGGACCAGAGGAGAAGGACAGUGUUGCUGUUGCAGGACCAGAAGAAAUGGAGAUCCAAGGAGAUAGGACUGCAGAAAAAGAAAUUACUGCAGUCUCAAAGUCCAAAGUAGGUCACCUGGGAUCAGCACGGAAGGACCUGAAGUCUAAGAAGAAGAAACUGCCUUCAUCAGGUGUAUCAAAGGCGCAGAGUGCUCCAAAAGAUCUGGAUUACCUGGUGCCCAAGGCUGGCUUCUUCUGUCAGAUCUGCUCCUUGUUCUACGCGAAAGAAACCUCUGUGAAAAACCACUGCAAGACCCCACUUCACAGGCAGAACCUGGAGAAAUUCAUGGCCAAGCAGCCUGGGCAGGAGCAGAGGAGCUGGAGGUGAUCAGAGGCAAGAGGAGCUCUUUUGGUGAACAAACCUUAGGGUCCAGUGAA